Molecule: messenger RNA, 2168 nt
Organism: Micropterus dolomieu (smallmouth bass)
Lineage: Eukaryota; Metazoa; Chordata; Actinopteri; Centrarchiformes; Centrarchidae
Exons: 17
Coding region: 1-2016 (671 amino acids)
Biological process (GO): cell surface receptor signaling pathway
Molecular function (GO): transmembrane signaling receptor activity
Source: RefSeq, a predicted model, not a curated record
AUGACCAUUAAUCCAGUGUCAGUGUCAGAUGGAGGAACUUACAUGUGUAAAUUUGAUGAUGGGGCAGAAUCUGAAGAAAGAGAACUGAAAGUGGAAGUUCGAAACAGGGUUGAUGUGAUCCUGCAACCCAACUGGCCUCAGAUAUUCAGAGGAGAGACGAUCACUCUCAGCUGUGAGAUCCAGGAUGUUGGAGACACAGAGUGGGAGUAUGAAUGGAGGACACCCAGCUCAGAAACACCUCCACAACACAAAGAAUACAGGAUCAGCAGAGCUACUGCGUCCCACAGUGGAGACUACAGCUGUAGGGGUCGAAGAGACUAUUUGUUAACACAGUGGAGUGAUGUCAUCACAUUGACAGUAUCAGCAGAUAGACCUAAGCCCACACUGACAGCAGACAAAACCAUUAUACCAGAGAGGGGCGCUGUGACACUGAGCUGUUCUGUGGAGGGCUCUGCUGACUGGAAAUACUACUGGUUCAGUCGUACAUCACGCUCUUCUGGAGCUCAGCGCUUAAGGGAUGGUGGAGCAGACAAAGCUAUCACACAAGGAGGUCUGUACCACUGCAGAGGAGGAAGAGGAGAUCCAGAGACCUUCACUCAGGACAGUGAUCCAGUCACCAUUCAGAAAACUGCUCUGAGCUGCAGAGUUAAAGAUCCAUCUGCAGGAUGGAGGUUCUUCUGGUUUAAGGCUGUUCCCAAACUAUCAGGCAACUACUACGACCAAGAGCUGCUACCUGGCAGCAGCAACGGGACUGAACAGGAUUCCUACAUCGUUCAUGGACAGACACACACAGCAGGAUAUAAGUGCAGAGCUGGAAGAGGAGAUCCAGUGUAUUACACUUAUUACAGUGAACCAAAGUUUGUCUGGUCUGGAGAUUUUCAUUCAUCAGCGUCUCUCACAGUGAGUCCUGACAGAGUGCAACACUUCACCUCUGACUCUGUCUCAUUGAGCUGUGAGGGAAACUCUACUGAGUGGAGAGUGAGGAGGUUUACUGAGGACGACUACCCGUCAUACUCAUCAUACUGCUCCUACUGGGGCACAAUGACUGGAUCCACAUGCAGCAUAAACAGUUACUGGCAGAGUGAUGCAGUGUACUGGUGUGAGUCUGGAUCAGGAGAGUUCAGCAACGCAGUCAACAUCACUAUACAGAAUGAACAUAUUAUCCUGGUGAGCCCUGUCCGUCCUGUGACUGAGGGAGAUCCUGUUAGUCUCAGCUGCAAGUUCAGGACAGAAAAAUUAGUUUCAGAUGUGUUUUUCUAUCGAAAUGACAAACUGAUUCAAAAUGAUAGCAGAAGGGAGCUGAACAUCUCUGCAGUGUUGAAGUCAGAUGAGGGUUUCUACAAGUGUCAACACUCAGGAGAAGAGUCAGCACAGAGCUGGAUGUCAGUUAAAGUGUCCAGACCUGAAAGCUCUUCAGUUCCUGUACCGUUGAUUGUUGGGCUGGUUUGUGGAAUCGUACUUAUUCUUCUUCUGCUCCUUUUGUAUCGCUACAGACCGUCCAAAGAUUCCUGCUCCAUCAGGCCAAUCCAGUCUGAGAGCACUAAUCGAGGUUCUGCUGAAAACUACUCCUCUCCUGUCCACGUGGCUGCAGGUGAUGCUCCUCUCUAUGAAACAAUCAAAGGCUUUGAAAACACACAGAGUGUUGCAGUUGAGUCCCAGGGUUUAACAUAUUCUUUGAUCGAGCUUAAAAACGUUAGAAAGAAAAAGAAGCGACAUGAACCAGAGGAGGUCUGUGUUUACUCUGAGGUGAACACUUGGACUGCAGACGACAGUCUGAUGUAUGCCCAAGUCAACCGCCGCAAUAAAGGUAAAGCCAAGAAAAACAAAGGAAAAUCACCUACUGCAGCAGCUGAUGAAACAGUUUAUUUUGAAGUCAAACCAGGAACAGCUCUUGACAACAAUCUGAUGUAUGCCCAAGUCAACCUCCGCAAUAAAGGUAAAGCCAAGAAAAACAAAGGAAAAUCACCUCCUGCAGCAGCUGAUGAAGUCAAACCAGGAACAGCUCUUGGUCUGUAAAGAGAGCUGUGUUGGUAAAGAAAAAUGGUCGACAGCAUUUUAUAAACUUACUGUGUGGACGUCUGCUUUCAAACAUGAGACAUGUUCAGUAUUAUAUUAAAUAUUGUCAGCAGAUUAUAUAAAAGAAUGACAUCAUAUGGAUUUAAUUUCUC